Molecule: messenger RNA, 860 nt
Organism: Salvia splendens (bonfire salvia)
Lineage: Eukaryota; Viridiplantae; Streptophyta; Magnoliopsida; Lamiales; Lamiaceae
Product: protein LURP-one-related 11
Exons: 3
Coding region: 93-701 (202 amino acids)
Source: RefSeq, a predicted model, not a curated record
UCACUAUUAUCCAUCACCAAAAUUCCAUAAAUACUCUCUUUAUGUGACAAACUUAUAUAUGCAUUCAUAAUAUUGUUGAAGAAACCUAUCUCAUGAUGGCAAAAAUACAUCCAAAUAGAUCAGUGAGUAGCUCCUCUCUCUCUUCGUCGGAGAAGGAGAGAGAAACAUUCAUAGUGUGGAUGAAAUCUCUGGUGUUCCAUGGAAACGGCUGCACUGUGUUCAACUCAGGAGGUGAAGUCGUUUUCCGUGUCGAUAAUUAUCAGCAAAAAUGCAGCAGAAAAGUCUAUCUCAUGGAUUCAAGUGGCAAAACAUUGUUCUCUAUGUAUAGAAAGAAACUAUAUUUUUUUGGGUUUUGGGAAGGUUUUAAACACUCAAAAGGUGGCAAAGAAGAGAAGAAAUCAUGGUUUAAAGUGAGGAGAAAUCACACAAUUUUUGGGGGAGAAAUUUCGUGUCGUGUUGUUCUUAAAUUGGAGGAAAAUAGUGAAAGUUAUUAUAGAAUCAUAGGAUUGGAAGGGAAAGCUUCACUCAAGAUUGUAGAUGAAUUUUCAGGCCACCUUCUUGCUGAGGCAGUUCAAAAGCAAUCACCAGAAGGAAUUCCAUUGGGAAAUGAUGUGCUUACACUAAUGGUGGAAUCAAAUGCUGAUCAAUCUCUAAUUAUGGCUCUUGUCACCAUCUAUGGUUUGAUCAAUAAUAGGAUGUAAACAUGUGUAUAUAAAUACAAAGUUUUAUGUGGAAAUUAGAAGAGAAAUUCACGUAGAGAUGAUCGAUUAGGGUUUUGAAUAGGGAAAAGGUUUUAUAUAUUUUGUAGUGUUCAUGUAUUAAUAUAUGUAUUUCCUAAUUAAUAAACAAUAUUGUAUACU